AUGAACCUGAAACUUGUGUAUUUUAUACAAAACAAGCCUAAUAUCUGGAAUCCCAAACAUCCAAAAUACACUUCGAUUGAAUACAGAGACCAGACUUACGCGGAAUUUGCAGCUCAGUAUGGUCAUAAAUUUACAGGUCAAGCAGUAAAAAAUCGCUGGACAAACAUUAGGUCAACAUUCGCUAAUUACUUAAGAAAGCUAAAUGCCAGCCAUGCAAAAGGCGAGGACUACAAAAUUAAUUGGCAUUUAUGGGAACCAUGCCAAUUUUUAAUGAAAGUCAAUAGAACAGUAAAGGAUUUAUCACAAGACGCAAAUGUAGCUGAAGAAAUAAAGAACUGUAAUUUAACAAAGCAAAAUAGUGAAAACGAGGUAUCGGAGAAGAACUUUAGCAAUAAUACGAAACAGAGUUACUGUAAGGAAAUAAUUGAAAAUUUGGUGAAAGUAUUUAAAGCAGUGCAAAACGAUGCCUUUGGACUUGAUGAUACAAAGUAUGGAAGAAUAGUUAAUAAUAUACGAGAAAGGAUCGUAGAAGGGAAUUAUUUAUUACAGCUAAAUCCAGAUAGAAGUUUUAAUAGGCGCACACCAGAACAGAUAGAAAAUAUAAUCCAACCAUUUGAUAAGGAUAAGUUUAAUUUUACCAAAGUGUCCAAGGAUGAAAUUAUUUUUACCUUUUUUGAAAAAGAUAACGAAGCAAAUGAACAUGCGCUAGUAGUUAAUGUGAGUCCAAUAUCUCGAUACCACUCCCUGUUAUGUCCUUCUGUACAGAGUUGUUUACCACAAGUUGUCACCAUGGAGAGUUUGCAGUUAGUUUGUGAUAUUAUGUUCAUUGCUAAUGACCGCAGUUUGCGGAUUGGAUUUAAUAGUUUAUGCGGAUUGGCUUCAGUAAAUCACUUGCAUUAUCACCUUUUCAUUGAAGAAAACAUAUUGCCUGUAGAAACAGUGAAAUGCAAACAUCUCAAAGGCCCUGUCUAUUGCUUUGGUCAUGACUAUCCAGUACCUGCACUUGUUUUCGAGGUACCAAGUAAUACAGUAGUGGCUUACAGAGAUAUAUUUAAACUUGUUGACUUCUUACUUCAUAAAUCAAUUGCGCAUAACAUCUUUAUAACAAGAGGACAAAGUAUAACUGAAGACUGCAGUAAAGAAAUAGUGCGUUUAAUAGUUUGGCCGAGGAAAAGCAGUUCCGGGGCAAAGCAGCUGGCUGCAUUUAAUGUGGCAGUGUUGGAAUUAAGCGGAUGGUUUCCUAUCUAUGAUGUAGACAGUUUCGAAAACAUUCAAACGGAAGAACUAGAGAGGGAAUUACAGAAAUGGAAAUAUGAACAAUUUGACGAUCUUUGUAAUGAGAUUGCGGGACAAUUU
Iphiclides podalirius (scarce swallowtail) is the source of this 1356-nucleotide messenger RNA. The record is from the annotation of a GenBank genome assembly. NCBI's taxonomy places the organism in Eukaryota, Metazoa, Arthropoda, Insecta, Lepidoptera, Papilionidae.